Messenger RNA from Jatropha curcas, 1968 nucleotides. Lineage: Eukaryota; Viridiplantae; Streptophyta; Magnoliopsida; Malpighiales; Euphorbiaceae. The record is from RefSeq and is a predicted model, not a curated record.
UACUUGUGUCAGCCCAUUUCUUACCUUCUCUCUUCCGUAGACAUAUUUUCUUCGUCCUCUUUGUAAAUGGGCGAGUCUAAAUGAGACCAAAUCCCUUCACGCCAUUAUCAAAUUUGUCCCAAAGGCUCUAUCCAAGAUUGGGUCUUUCGCUUUAAUUUCAUAAUAUUAUCCAAGAUGCUCUCAACCACCAGCAGAUGCCUUACUAAUUUUCGGCUUCAUCGGCUAUUGGGUUUUUUUGAUUCGGUUUCUUAUACUAGUUCUACCAGUACACACGCCAGAGGUAAAAGCAAAUCUUAUUCAUUCGAUAACAUUGAUGAAGCUUUGGCUUCUUUCCAGUUGAUGCUUCAUAGUAAUCCCUCACCAUCUAUUGUGGAAUUUAAUAAAUUAUUAUCUGCACUUGUUCGAAUGAAACGUUAUGAGACUGUAAUUUCUCUUUACAAACAGAUGGAAUUGUUUGGAAUUUCACUCGAUAUCUGUUGUAUAAAUAUUUUGACUAAUUGCUUUUGCCAUCUGGACCGCGUGGAUUUUGGGUUCUCUCUUUUGGGGAAAAUCUUCAAACUUGGUUUUCAGCCUACCAUUACAACGCUUACUACAUUGAUCCAUGGGCUUUGUAGAGAUGAUAGAUUUGAUGAAGCUGUGGAAUUAUUUGAUGAAAUCGUUGCAAAAGGGUAUAAACCUGAUGUCUAUAGCUAUAACGUGAUUGUGAAUGGUCUGUGUAAAAUUGGAAAAACCAAUGUGGCCUUGGGUAUUCUGAAAAGAAUGGUCGAGGAAGGUUGUGAACCUGAUGUGGUGUCAUUUACUGCUAUCAUUGACAGCCUUUUUAAGGAUAGAUUGGUGACUGAGGCAUUAGAGCUCUUCUUCAAAAUGUUGAAAGCCGACAUCAGGCCAGAUCAAAUUACCUUCAAUAUAUUGGUUGAUGGUCUUUGUAAGUGUGGAAUGGUUUCAAAGGCUUGUGGUAUUGUCAAAUUGAUGAUUCAGAGAGAAAUAAAGCCUAAUGUUGUGACUUACAGCUCUUUAAUCUAUGGUCUGUGCAAUUCAGGCCGAUGGGAAGAAGCUUCUAUGCAGCUCGAUGAAAUGUUGAAAGCGAGCAUCGCACCAAAUUUAAUUACCUUCAACAUAUUGGUUGAUGGACUUUGUAAGGAAGGAAGGGUUGCAAAGGCUCAUGGUAUAGUCAAAUGGAUGAUUCAAAGAGGAAUAGAAUUCAAAGAGGAUAAAAGCCUGAUGUUGCAAAACAUCAAUGAAAUGUUGGAAGCAAACAUCACUCCAGAUUUAAUUACCUUCAAAAUAUUGGUUGAUGGACUUUGUAAAGAAGGAAGGGUUUCUAAAGCUCAUGGCAUAGUCAAAUGGAUGAUUCAAAGAGGAAUAAAGCCUAAUGUUGUGAUUUAUAACUCUUUGAUGGAUGGAUAUUGUCUACUCAACAAAAUGGAUCAAGCUAGGGAAGUUUUUGACAUGAUGCUAAGCAAGGGCGAUACACCUAAUGCUGUUACCUACAGUAUGUUGAUUGACUGUUACUGUAGGAGAAAAAGGAUAGAUGAAGCGAUGAGGCUUCUUGAUGAAAUGUCUUGCAAAGGAUUGAUUCCUGAUCAUGUCACUUAUGGUUCUCUUAUAGGUGGCUUGUGUAAAGCAAAGAGCCCUCAGGCUGCAUAUAAGUUUUUUAAAACCUUGUGUGCUAGUGGCCAUUCUCCAGAUGUGGUAACUUACUCGAGUUUGAUCGAUGGCUUCUGUAAGCAUCGGUGUCUAGAUAUGGCGUUGACCCUAUUUCAUCAAAUGCAAAAUAAUUUAUUGAAGCCUGAUCUUAUUGUCUAUAAUACCUUAAUUAAUGGUAUGUUCAAAGUUGGAAAAGUUGAAGAUGCAAAGGAACUGUUUUCUAGACUUUCCAUAGAAGGGUUGCAGCCUGAUGAUUUCACAUACAAUAUAAUGAUCAAUGGACUUUGUAAAGAUUGUAAAGAAAAAAAGAUUACUAGAUGA